GUUUAGCACAGUCCAAUACGCCGAACUUCACGCAGCUGUGGAGUAGUGUAAAUUGUUGUCCAAAACACGCCUAAAGUACAUCAUUUCCCUCUAUUGUUUUGUCAGUUAUCGUAAAUUAUUUCCAUUCCUGACAGUCCAGAAGGACAUAGUUGCUUUAGUUUGAUUACAUUUGAAGCAGACGGGCUUGUUCGCUAGACCACGUUUUGCACCGGCAAACUAGCACCAUGUUGACAAACAAAGUGUUUAUGAAAAAAACCAAGCGCGGUAACAUUCUGAAAAUUGUCCGCGAGCACUACCUGCGGGAUGAUAUCUGGUGCGGUUCUGCAGUCUGCCAUAAGUGCCCUUUGGAAGAGAAUGCAGUACUGCUCGAGGACGUUCCGAAAUCCGUAAGCGACCGGUUUACCUUUCCGCACUAUCUGCUGCUGGAUACGAAUAUUAUACUCUACCAGAUGGAUCUGCUAGAGGAGAGUGCAAUCCAGAACGUGAUCAUUCUCAACACGGUGCUGGAUGAGGUGAAGCAUCGGAGCGCAGUAAUUUAUAAGCGUUUGCGGGCGAUACUGUCUAAUCCAGAGCGAAAGUUCUACACCUUCGUCAACGAACAUCACAAGGAUACGUACGUGGAGCGUAUGCCCGGUGAAUCGGCAAACGAUCGAAAUGAUCGUAUGAUACGAACGGCGACGGAAUGGUACGAGAAACAUCUACGUCAGGAAAAGGGAAAAAAUGCACAUAUUCGUAUCGUACUGCUAUCGGACGAUGCAGAUAAUAGGGCCAAAGCGGCCGACCUCGGUCUGAGCACGUGUUCCGCUGCCGAAUACAUGGAAGCUGCUAAGGAGAAUUACGCUCAUCUGCUUGACAAGAUUGCUCAGCGUGAGGUAGUUUGCGCAUCGAAAGAUCCACUCUUUCCAUCGCAUCUGACCGUUAUGCAGGUGCACGAAGGCAUCAAGAAUGGAAAGUUGAUGCAGGGUGGUUUUUUGGCAUCGCGAGAAAAUUACCUCGAAGGGUAUGUGCGGGUUGAAGGCAUUGAGAAAGCGGUACUCAUUCAGGGACGUAUGAAUCUGAACCGUGCCGUCGAUGGGGAUGUAGUGGCCAUCGAAAUGCUGCCCGAGAGUGAAUGGAAAGCCCCGAGCGAUGUGGUGCUAGUGGAUGAACAGAACGAUCCGGGUGAUAUGGUAGAACCGGAUCCGACAUUCAGCGUGAAACCACAGGCAGAGCGUGAACCAACAGCAAAGAUAGUUGGCAUUAUUAAACGGAAAUGGCGCCAGUACUGUGGAAUACUGAUACCCAGUCAUAUCCAGGGCUCAACACGCCACAUUUUUGUACCGGCGGAACGGAAAAUUCCACGUAUUCGCAUCGAAACGCGUCAGGCAGCGACGCUCUUAUCCCAGCGUAUCAUAGUUGCGAUAGACCAGUGGCCACGACAUUCGCGCUAUCCACAGGGUCAUUUCGUGCGUGCUCUCGGACCGAUCGGUUCGAAGGAAACGGAAAAUGAAGUUAUUUUGCUGGAGCAUGACGUGCCGCACAAUCGUUUCUCGGAGGAUGUACUCGCCUGCUUGCCGCAGAUGCCAUGGGUAAUCAGAGAUGAAGAUUUAAAGCGCCGUGUAGAUUUGCGUGGCAUUACCAUCUGCUCAGUGGAUCCGCCCGGAUGUACGGAUAUUGAUGAUGCGCUGCACGCACGCCGCCUACCUAAUGGGAACAUUGAAGUGGGAGUUCACAUUGCGGACGUUAGUCACUUCAUUCGACCGGGCACAGCGCUCGACCGGGAAGCUGCGGGUCGAGCCACAACCGUUUAUUUGGUCGAUAAGCGUAUCGAUAUGGUGCCGGAGUUGCUCAGUUCCAACCUUUGCUCGCUGCGCGGUGGUGAGGAACGAUUCGCAUUUUCCUGUAUCUGGGAGCUGGACGAUGAGGCAAACAUAAAGCACACAAAGUACCACAAAAGUGUGAUCAAGUCGAAAAAUGCACUCACGUACGAAGAGGCACAAAUCAUCAUCGAUGAUGCGAAGCAAACCAAUGAGGUGGCCACUUCAUUGCGAAUGCUGAACAGCCUCGCUAAAAUCUUGAAAAAACGGCGCACGGAGAAAGGGGCCCUGGUAUUGGCUUCGCCGGAAAUUCGUUUCCACGUAGAUAGCGAGACGCAUGAUCCAAUCGACGUGAAGGCUAAGCAACUGCUGGAAACGAACUCGAUGGUGGAGGAAUUCAUGCUGCUCGCGAACGUUUCGGUAGCGGAGAAGAUCGAAAAAGAGUUUCCCGAGUGUGCGAUGUUACGUCGCCAUCCGUGUCCUCCCCAAUCGAACUACGAGCCACUGGUUAAGGCUGCACAGCAUCAGGGCUUUGAGAUUGUAACGACAAGCGGUAAGGAACUGGCAACCAGCUUAGACAAUGCAGUAAAGCGCGACAAUCCAUACUUCAACACCAUGCUGCGCAUACUGGCCACGCGUUGCAUGAUGCAAGCCGUCUACUUCAUCAGUGGCACUUUGCAGCAGGAUGAAUUUUUCCACUAUGGUCUGGCGGCUCCAAUCUACACCCACUUUACGUCUCCGAUUCGUCGUUAUGCUGACAUCAUUGUGCACCGUCUGCUAGCGGCUUGCAUCGGUGCUGAUUCUACCUACCCAGAGCUGCUGGACAAAAAGAUUAACUCUAACCUGUGCAACAAUCUAAACUACCGCAACCGAAUGGCGCAGUACGCCGGUAGAGCGUCUGUUGCUCUACACACUCAUCUGUUCUUCCGCAAGCGAUCGGAGGAUGAGCAAGCGUACAUCUUAUUCAUUCGGAAGAACGCCCUCCAGAUACUGGUGCCAAAGUAUGGAUUCGAGGGUACGAUUUACGUGACGGGGCGAAAUAACGAAGAAAUCAAGACGGGCGUACGGUUCGUGUACGACGAAGAACGACAGACGCAGCGUUGUGGAAAUGUCGUAUUCCGGGCGUUCGAUCCCGUCGUAGUACGGUUAAGCUUGGAUUCGACAAAUGUGCAGCACGAGAAGCUUGUGUUUGAACUGGUGGAACCAUACAUUGAAGGGUUCAGCAUAAAACCAGACGGCAUGGAAGAUGAAGCACCGAAAAGGAAAAGCGAUCAGACUCCUACGAAAUCGAAGAAGAGUAAAAAAGCUAAGUAAGUCGAAUGUUGAUGUAAGAAGUUUCUGCCGUACACCCGGGGGUUUUGAAUAAAUCGUAAUAAAAUAACAAAAAAAUUGUUCGUCCUUUUUUCACAAAAA
Messenger RNA from Anopheles funestus (African malaria mosquito), 3209 nucleotides. RefSeq names its product exosome complex exonuclease RRP44 (gene Dis3). Gene Ontology annotation, cellular component: cytoplasmic exosome (RNase complex); nuclear exosome (RNase complex). Gene Ontology annotation, biological process: rRNA catabolic process. The record is from RefSeq and is a predicted model, not a curated record. Gene Ontology annotation, molecular function: RNA binding; endonuclease activity; 3'-5'-RNA exonuclease activity. NCBI's taxonomy places the organism in Eukaryota, Metazoa, Arthropoda, Insecta, Diptera, Culicidae. The coding region runs from base 225 to 3110 and encodes 961 amino acids. The transcript has a single exon.